AAGACACAUGGUACUCACACUCUGGACUAAGGAGAACCUGAACCUGAGACUCCAGCACUAUGUCUUAUCAACAGCAGCAGUGCAAGCAGCCUUGCCAACCUCCUCCUGUGUGCCCACCUCAGAAGUGCCCAGAGCCUUGUCCUCCUCCAAAGUGCCCUGAGCCUUGUCCUCCUCCAAAGUGCCCAGAGCCCUGUCCUCCUCCAAAGUGCCCUGAGCCUUGUCCUCCUCCAAAGUGCCCUGAGCUUUGUCCUCCUCCAAAGUGCCCUGAGCCUUGUCCUGAGCCAUGCCCCCCUCCCUCAUACCAGCAGAAAUGCCCUCCUGUGCAACCUCCUCCACCCUGUCAGCAGAAGUGUCCACCCAAGAGCAAGUAAGGGCUUCAGCAGUCACCAGGACAAGGGGAAGAGAAGAGAAUCCAUCUCAUGUACUUCCAAAGCAACACCUCCAUCUUCCCUCCAAAGCCGGGCAUGGAUCCAAAGACCUGUACGUCAGCCUUCAUUUCCAUGUGCCUAUAAUGACUCCUGAAAGGGAAGGCAUUUUCCUGCUUCUGUUGCCUAGCAGAUCAUGAGAAUGAUCCUUCCUCGGUGCUUCACUGUCCCAGGUGCUCAGAAUGAAGUGUUGCAGCAGUCUACCCUGUUCCUGCACAUGACAUUUUCCAAAUUUGUCUGACAUUUUCCCAUGGUAGUUGUCAUUGUUGUUUAUUUCCUGAAUAAAAAGUACAAUCUUGUUGAUUGU
Messenger RNA from Mastomys coucha (southern multimammate mouse), 732 nucleotides. RefSeq names its product small proline-rich protein 2I. Bases 60 to 371 code for a protein of 103 amino acids. The record is from RefSeq and is a predicted model, not a curated record. The transcript is spliced from 2 exons. Lineage: Eukaryota; Metazoa; Chordata; Mammalia; Rodentia; Muridae. Gene Ontology annotation, cellular component: cornified envelope.